Messenger RNA from Medicago truncatula (barrel medic), 1449 nucleotides. RefSeq names its product COP9 signalosome complex subunit 6a. Lineage: Eukaryota; Viridiplantae; Streptophyta; Magnoliopsida; Fabales; Fabaceae. Gene Ontology annotation, biological process: protein deneddylation. The record is from RefSeq and is a predicted model, not a curated record. Gene Ontology annotation, cellular component: COP9 signalosome. The coding region runs from base 184 to 1140 and encodes 318 amino acids. The transcript is spliced from 9 exons. Gene Ontology annotation, molecular function: metallopeptidase activity; protein binding.
AAAAGACAAAAAAUACACACAUUGUUAUUCGCUCCCCCUCUCCUUCAGUGAUAUACAACGCUACAAUUCUCUUCCUCUUUCUGAAACCCUAAUUUCUGAUUCAAUUUCAAUCGUUAAAACCCUAACCAAAACCCCCCAAAUUUUCAUCACAAUCUCUCUCAAUCUCUCUCUCUACGUUCAACAAUGGCUUCUUCAUCGAGCAGCGGGUUAACAUUCAAGCUCCACCCACUUGUGAUCGUAAACAUCUCCGAUCACUACACUAGGGUUAAAUCUCAGAUGAACCCUACACUCGCUCCUCACAACAACGCCACCAACAACGGCGGUGACGGUGUAGUUUCUUCUCUUCCACCGCCACGUGUCUUUGGUUGUGUCAUCGGUGUUCAGAAAGGUCGCACUGUUGAAAUCUUCAAUAGCUUUGAACUUCUCUAUGAUCCUUCUACUCAUUCGCUUGAUCGUCCUUUCCUUGAGAAGAAGCAAGAACUCUAUAAGAAGGUUUUUCCACACUUCUACAUAUUGGGAUGGUAUUCAACUGGAAGCGAUGCAGAGGAAUCUGAUAUGCAUAUUCAUAAAGCUUUGAUGGAUAUCAAUGAAAGUCCGGUUUAUGUGCUUCUGAACCCUGCAAUCAAUCACUCACAGAAGGAUCUCCCCGUCAGUAUAUUUGAAAGUGAACUGCAUGUCAUAGAUGGGAUUCCACAGCUUAUCUUUGUCCGCUCAAGCUAUACUAUUGAGACUGUUGAAGCAGAACGGAUCUCAGUUGAUCAUGUUGCUCAUCUAAAGCCAUCUGAUGGUGGUUCAGCAGCUACACAAUUGGCUGCUAACCUUACUGGUAUACACAGCGCCAUCAAAAUGCUUCAUAGCAGAAUAAAGGUGCUACAUCACUAUCUUCUUGCUAUGGAAAAAGGUGACGUUCCUUGUGAGAAUUCACUAUUAAGGCAAGUGUCAAGUCUCCUGAGAAGAUUGCCUGCUAUUGAAUCUGGGAAAUUUCAAGAUGAUUUCUUGAUGGAAUACAAUGACACCUUAUUGAUCAGUUACCUUGCCAUGCUGACCAACUGCUCAAGUGCAAUGAAUGAUUUGGUGGACAAAUUCUCUACUGCUUAUGAUAGACAUACCAGAAGGGGUGGGCGAACUGCUUUCAUGUGAAUGUUGCCUUGUGCUCGUUUCUAGAUGUCUUGUUUUGGACAGCUUCGACGCACUUUUCCAACUCUAUAGGCACAGAUUUUUGUCUUCUUCUCUUUGCUGCUUAGGCAUUGGUUAUUAAAGCUUAGUAUUGUUUGGAUUUGAAGAGUAUAGGGAGUAGAAAAAGUUCGUGGGAAAUGACCAUAUUACCAUGCCCCCACCUCCAAAGAAAAAAGGAAAUGUGUUAGUUUUAACAUUUCUGUAACAAAAUUGCAAAUUGAGGGCACACAAGUUCAUUGCAUGAUACGAGUUUUCAUUUUGAUCGUUUGUUGA